GGAGGGAGAGGAAGAGGGGGUGACUUGCAGGAUCUUAUCGAGUGUAAUUGCUGCUUCAGCGCUGUCAUUUACAGCCUGUGCCAGACUGCAGUGGAGAGUGUUUUGGCCAUGCUGUGUGCAGCACCAAGGAACAAAGUGUGUGGGCUUGCAGCGCUGAUCCUGGGCCUGCUCUCUCUGGCUCACAUUCUCACAGCUUCAGAGCUGCUCGAGUGUGAGGAGAGCUUCUACAGAAACACCCCCCCACAGCGGGUCACUGAGUCGGGCCUGGAGAAGAGAUGCCACCGCCUGGGAGCCGGGCGCACUUUCGUUUCACUCUAUCACCCUGGACAACAGGCUAAUGUCUACACGGCUCUGCGCUUAGGCCAGCACAAUGCAUGGGGCAAAGGAAUAAACGAGGAGUUGGAUGGACCAAGUGAGACCAAAGUCCUUGGAGAAGAGUCCCAUGUGCAUGUCCCGGCUUUGUACAAGAAGGACCAGGAUGUCGCGUCGUCAAAUGCAGCUUCCCCUUUCCACAAACUAGAUGCUCUUACUGCAGAGCUGGUAGAGAGCAAGACCGUGCCACAGUGCUCUGAGGCAGGGGGGAGUGUUUAUGUUCAGAGUGGCGUGGGUGGGCUGAGUGAGACGAAGGCAGAUGUGUUGUGGACGGCAGUGUGCUGCGAUGUUCCUGAUGGACCGAACAGCUUCAGUAUGGGAAUGAUCCAGGAGGGUGAAGGGGAGCUGAAAUUGUUGAGCGUAAAGGAGCUGGAGGAACUGCUGGACAUUAAGGAGCUUUUCUCAAGUGGGUGUGGAGAAACAGGAAGUCUGGAAGAAGAAGAAGAAACAGCAGCAGCAGCAGCACCAGAAAUAAUUGAAAUUCCUGUUGAAGACACACACACAGCUGAGAUGGACAAAAGCAGUGACGAGGAUGAGGUGCCCAGCACGACAGCAGAUAGAACUGAGUCUGAACCCAACGUGGAAGAAAGCAUUAAUGAAACAGAAAGCUCUGAGUCUGAAGAGGACAGUGUUCUUCUCUACAUCCUGUCCUCCACCAUCUCUCUCCUGUGCGCUCCACUCUGUCCAGUUGUCUCCACCCUCACCAACCUCCCCUCACAAAUCUGCUACGUCUUGCAAGAGGAUGCGGCCGUGCUAGCAUCGCUGCCCAGCGACAGCUUUAGUCUGGUGCAGAACCUGGGUUCUGGUGUAGUCUCGGGUGUUAAGAAUGUAGGCAGUGUCGCAUACCAAGUGGGUGAACAAGGUGUGUGUUCACUCUAUACAUUUUUAAGCACGUUAGCAGGCACCCUCAUGCUUUCAUGCCAGGAGGGACUGGAAGGGACAGGAACGCUAAUGGGUGAUGUUCUGGGGUUGGUGACCGGUACACUGGGUGAGGUUUGGGACUAUGGCACAGAGAUAGUACGCUGCAUGUACCAGGGACUUGGUGGGUACAUGGGUACCGUGGGCUCAGAGGUGGGCGAACAGGGCUGGUCAAUAGGUCAAGGGAUAGGCACGCUGGUCUGGAGGGGACAGAGAGGACUUGGGCAUGUGAUUAAUAUGGUGGUGGGCAUCGUUGGAGGAGUGUUGGGAAACACCGUGGAAAACAUACAGGAAGCUUUCAGAGGGGAGUGAGAGAACGGGAGGUAUUUUUUGUGCAUGAGUGCAUGGAUCUGGCGCAAGCUUAUUUAUACUACAUUAUAUCAUAGUCAGUGUCUUGUUGCUCCGUACAAAAACGUUUAUGUGGAUUGGAACUAGGUUUAUUUAUGAUGCACAAUUCAGCUUUUAAAGUGCCAUUCCACCAUUGGAUGUAUUCUUUGGCAUAAAAUACAAUAUAUUUUAUGACAACAUGACUAGACAGAGAAAUC
This is a messenger RNA of Neoarius graeffei (lesser salmon catfish), 1835 nucleotides long. Its product is annotated as endonuclease domain-containing 1 protein. NCBI's taxonomy places the organism in Eukaryota, Metazoa, Chordata, Actinopteri, Siluriformes, Ariidae. The record is from RefSeq and is a predicted model, not a curated record. The coding region runs from base 109 to 1602 and encodes 497 amino acids. The transcript has 2 exons.